Molecule: messenger RNA, 1370 nt
Organism: Dromiciops gliroides (monito del monte)
Lineage: Eukaryota; Metazoa; Chordata; Mammalia; Microbiotheria; Microbiotheriidae
Product: tumor necrosis factor receptor superfamily member 14-like
Exons: 7
Coding region: 1-810 (269 amino acids)
Biological process (GO): immune response; positive regulation of T cell migration; defense response to Gram-negative bacterium
Cellular component (GO): membrane; external side of plasma membrane
Molecular function (GO): transmembrane signaling receptor activity; protein binding
Source: RefSeq, a predicted model, not a curated record
AUGUUCAGCCUGAUCAUGAUUCCUCAGCUCAUCCCCUGCACGGAGGCGCUGGAGUGUGAGGCCGGAAAGAAUGAGAUAGAUGGGAAGUGCUGCCCCCCUUGCCAUGCAGGUUUCAGGCUUAAUAAGUCAUGCAAUAUAUGGCGACCAACCAUGUGUGUGCUUUGCAGUCCUGGGACGUAUACAACACAGCAGAAUGUCAUGAAGGAAUGUCUCCAGUGUAAAGUUUGUGACCCAGAAUUUGGAUUAGUGACGAAAAGGGAAUGUUCAUCUACAUCCAACACUGUGUGUAGCUGUUCUCCAGGCUAUUUCUGUGCUGACAUGAAAGAUGAUAACUGUGAUAUGUGUGUGGCCUCACCGAAUUUGCAGCCCUGGUCAUAUGUAAAAUCUAGAGGCACAGAGAAAAACAACACUAUCUGUGAAAAGUGCCCAGCAGGGACAUUUUCCCACAAUGGGACCCAUCACUACUGUCUGCCAUGGACCAAUUGUACAGCACAGGGUUUAUUUGAAGAAAAGCCAGGCAUGGACACCACAGAUGCAGUGUGCUCACCUCAAAGUAACCCUCAACACAUAAAAUAUAAAUCCACUAUCAUCAUUCCCAUCAUCAUCAUUGCCAUCAUUGCCAUCAUUUAUGUGAAGCCAUAUGUGAUGGUGAAGCUACCAGAUUUUACAGCUCCAGAAUCUGUUGAGAGAUUUAAUUUAAUGACAUUUCUGAGGGAAAUUUGGGACAGUUCAAAGAGCUUCCUUCUUUCACUCCUCCAUCUUGGUUCCACCACUGGAACUGGAACUGGAAUUGGAACUGGAAGAGGUUAAAGCACCACACCAUGGAGAAACCAGUGACCUCACUGAAGCUGAUGGGUCCGUCAACAACAUGCCUGUGCAGGAGACUAGACAAGAAGAAGAAUCAGCUCCACUAAGGGAAAGAAUGUCUGAGAGUCAGGAUAGCUGAGAACCUUAGAUUAUGCUAUGGGAAGUACAAGGAAAUCCCCAGGUUAAGUCAUACUUUCUGUCUGUCAUUGGGACAAAACUCUUCCCCAGCAAGUGUCCAUCUCCUGCUGGGAUCUCCUCCAUGUUUUGCAGUCAAAAGUAUUCCAGAUGGCAAGUGUGAGAAUUGGAAUUGCACCCCCUACUGGAGAGAUACUGUAGGGAAGUUCCCCCAUGAGGAAGGAGGCAUGUGAUUUACAAGCCAUGUGGCUUUAGCGUCAGGAAGUGAUGUUUGCUUGUGGGUACUCAAUCAAAGCUACCAGCCAAUUAGCUUGGAGCUAUGUGUGUGUGGAUAGCCUUGUUUUCUGUUGGAGAAGAGGCUUCUGGGAUGAGGGAGGAAGUGUUAGGGUCUUUGGGGUUCCUGACCUCAGGUUGGAGAGGUCAGAUGA